This is a messenger RNA of Sorghum bicolor (sorghum), 1006 nucleotides long. Its product is annotated as nifU-like protein 3, chloroplastic. The record is from RefSeq and is a predicted model, not a curated record. Bases 164 to 883 code for a protein of 239 amino acids. NCBI's taxonomy places the organism in Eukaryota, Viridiplantae, Streptophyta, Magnoliopsida, Poales, Poaceae. Gene Ontology annotation, cellular component: mitochondrion; chloroplast stroma. Gene Ontology annotation, molecular function: iron ion binding; iron-sulfur cluster binding. The transcript has 4 exons. Gene Ontology annotation, biological process: iron-sulfur cluster assembly.
AAGCCAGGUUGCAAUAAUAGACUGGGCUGGCAGUAAUAGUGGGCCCUCCGGAAAAAAAGGUAAUAGUGGGCCAUGGGCUCUGGACCUUGGAUCUGCAUUCUCAGAAGUUUCAGCCCAACAAGGCCCCCGCGACGACGGCGAACCACAUCCAUCCAGGAAACGAAUGAAUCAGCAACGGACAACCAACUCCCCUCAUCUCUUGGCUGCCGAGAAAAGAUCGGCAGAGAUUCAGAUGAGGCUCUGUCUCCGGCAAGCGGCGGCCGCGGCCACGGCCACCUGCAGCUCCCCCGUCGCAGCCACCCUCCACGGCAAGAGUUCUCCAAGCUCCCUCGCCCAUGGCCGGCUCAGCUUCAGCCACAUGUCGCUGCAGACGACGCCCGACCAUCGCCGACACCGAGCAGGGUGGGCGGUGCGCGUGCUUCCGCUGACGGAGGAGAACGUGGAGAAGGUGCUGGACGAGGUGCGGCCGAGCCUGAUGGCGGACGGCGGCAACGUGGCGCUGCACGAGAUCGACGGCCUCGUCGUCGUGCUCAAGCUGCAGGGGGCGUGCGGCUCCUGCCCGAGCUCCACCAUGACGCUCAAGAUGGGUAUCGAGACGCGCCUCCGCGACAAGAUCCCCGACAUCCUCGAGGUCGAGCAGAUCGUCGACACCGAGACCGGCCUCGACCUCAACGCCGACAACGUCGAGAAGGUGCUUGAUGAAAUCAGACCAUACCUCUCCGGCACUGGAGGUGGAAGCCUCGAGCAACUCCAGAUUGAUGGAUAUGUCGUCAAGAUCAGGAUCAGUGGACCUGCAGCUGGUGUAAUGACAGUACGAGUAGCUGUGACACAAAAACUGAGGGAAAAAAUACCUUCCAUCUUGGCUGUUCAGCUCACUGAAUAGAAACGUGAGAGUUAAAUCAUCAUCACAAACGAAACUCGGCUUUCUGGUGAAUGUUCAGUCUUCAGUCUUAUACUUCUGUCGUUACAAUGAAUUACAAAACUAAAUAAUACAAUUGUCAUGCAA